CAUCGCUGUUCACUCUUGCUCAUCAUUUGAUUACUACUCUUCAACUAGCCCGGCAUUGUUCUCGUAGUCAUCAUACAUCACUGCAUCACAGUCAACAUCUCCGUCUCCAUCAGCAUUCACUCCGCUCCCUUCAUCACCCACGCCCGCCAUCACGUUUCCUCAUUGUCUCUCUCUCUCUCACUCUCACUCUCUCUCGGCAUUGUCCGGCCGCCCACUAUGGCGCACCCAAGAGACGACCGGUACGCUUACGGCGACCCGUACGCUGGCCCAAGCAACUACAUGUCGCACCCGCUGGACGACUCUGCAUCAGCCUCGACAAGUACAGCGGCGCUCAACUCGUCGCAGCAAAGAUACUAUGACACGUUUGACACAGACGAGUUUGACCCGAAUGCGAUCGACCCCGCUCUGCGGCUGCGCACAACGCGCACAGCGCACAGCGUCAUCGCAGAGAGUAUCCGAUCAGAGGAUGCGAGGAUGCACCGCAAGCGCUCGCGGCUGUUGCGGCAUCUUACGCGCAAACGCCGGCGUCGUCGCGAGGAAAGCGACGACAAGACUGAUUCCAACGACAAGGAGGAGUUAAGGAUGCCGACCAUCGCGCACAGCGAGGCCGGCGGGUCGCAGGCCGGUACCUCCGUUGCAGGCGACGAACCGGCACCGCCGCGACCGACCGAUGAGCCCAAGGUCAAGGGCAAGAGACCUCUGCCUCGCCGCUCCGUGUAUGUCAAUGUACCCCUUCCAACGAGUGCGCUCGACCACAGCGGCGAGCCCGUAGUGCGGUACGCGCGAAACAAGGUCCGCACUUCCAAAUACACACUCUUUACCUUCCUACCACGCAAUCUCUUCGAGCAGUUCCACCGCGUCGCCAACAUCUAUUUCCUCGGCCUCGUCAUCCUGCAGCUGUUUCCGAUCUUUGGAGCUACGACGCCUCAGAUUGCAAUGCUGCCUCUCGUCGCCAUCCUGGGUAUGACUGCCAUUAAGGACGCAGUUGAGGACUGGCGUCGCGCUAGACUCGACGAGGAGGUCAACACCAGCGCAGCCACCAAGCUCGGUAACUGGAAGAACGUGAACCAGCCCACCGACCCCCGCAACUGGUUCGAGCGGCUGUUUCACCUUGGCCCAAAUCCCCAAAAGCCUUCCAAAGGCGUGCGCAAACUGCGCGAGGCCGAGGCUCGCACCGGGAAGCAAAUCAUCAUGGAGCGCGUGUCAAAGGAGCUCAACCAAGAGGACAUCCAGCUCGACGAUGCACCCCGGGAAACGCUGCAACCGCCAACAUCACAACAGUACCCAUCCACCGAGUCCAUUCCGGGCGUGCAUCUCCCCUAUCGCCCGCGUGCAAUUUCCGUAUCGUCGACAGCACCGAGCGCGACCUCGCGGCGGAGCGCCGGGGUUGUCGACUACUCACGGCGUACUGCUGGAACAGCGCAGUGGGAACGGACGCUCUGGAAGAAGUUAGAGGUCGGCGACCUCGUUCUCCUCCGUGACAACGAGCAGAUCCCUGCUGACGUCGUCGUUCUUGCUACGUCAGACUCUGACGGGCUGUGUUUCGUCGAGACGAAAAACCUUGAUGGCGAGACCAAUUUAAAGCCGCGCAAGGCUGUCAAGGCUACUGCGCAGAUCCGCAGCGAGGAGGACCUCGAGCACUCGGGAUUUGUGCUGGACUCGGAACCACCACACGCCAACCUCUACUCGUACAACGGAGUGUUGCGCUAUCGCCCAAUCGGCGAUGGUCGGCUCAGUGCAGGCGAGGAGAAGGUCGAGCCUGUCACAAUCAACGAGCUGCUGUUGCGUGGCUGUACGAUUCGCAAUACGAAAUGGGUCAUCGGCCUUGUCGUGUUCACCGGCGCCGACACCAAAAUCAUGCUCAACGGCGGUGACACUCCGUCUAAGCGUAGCAAGAUCGAGCGCGAAACCAACUUCAACGUCAUCAUGAACUUCAUCAUUCUGAUGGUGCUGUGUCUGUUGACUGCGAUUCUUCACGGCGUUUACCGAUUAAAGGACGACACGAGUGCCAAGUACUAUGAGAUUGGCGCCGCCGUCUCGGACAGCGUGAUUCUCGAUUCAGUCGUCAUCUUCGUGUCGUCCCUCAUUGUGUUCCAAAACAUUGUGCCGAUUUCGCUCUACAUCACCAUCGAAAUCGUCAAGACGAUUCAGGCGUUUUUCAUCUUCCAGGACAUUGAGAUGUACUACGCGCCGUACGACACUCCAUGCGUGCCCAAGACUUGGAACAUCUCAGACGACCUCGGCCAGAUCGAGUACGUUUUCUCCGACAAGACGGGUACCCUCACGCAAAAUGUCAUGGAGUUCAAGAAAUGCUCGAUUCAGGGCGUCUCGUUCGGUGAGGGUAUCACGGAGGCCAUGCUCGGCGCUGCCAAGCGCGAGGGGAAGGACCUCGGCAUGACGAUGGAGGACCAGGCCGAGGAACUAGAGGAGUACAAGGAGACUAUGGUCAACACUAUGAAGCGCGCCUUCAAGAACCGCUUCCUACGCGAAGAGCAGCUCACGCUCGUUGCCCCGAGUCUCGCCCAGAGACUCGCGGACGAGCAGGAUCCGCUGCGUCCACACAUAAUCUCGUUCUUCCGCGCUCUUGCGCUCUGCCACACCGUGUUGUCCGACAAGCCUGAGCCUGAGGACAAGCCAUUUUGCCUGGACUACAAGGCUGAGAGCCCGGACGAGGCCGCGCUCGUCGGUGCGGCUCGCGACGUCGGGUUCCCCUUCGUCACGCGCAACACGCACAAGGUCGACAUCGAGGUUCUUGGCAUCCCGGAGCGUUGGACGCCAUUGCGUGUUCUUGAGUUCAACUCUACCCGCAAACGUAUGAGCGUGAUUAUUCGCAGCCCUGAGGGGCAGAUCGUACUCUACUGCAAGGGUGCGGACAGCGUCAUCUACGAGCGACUCGACAAGAACCACGACGAGGAGCUCAAGCAGACGACACUCAAGGACCUCGAAACUUUCGCCAACGCGGGCCUGCGUACGCUCUGCAUCGCCUAUCGCAACAUGAGUGAGCAGGAGUUCGAGCGGUGGUCAAAGCAGUUCGACGAGGCCAGUGCGGCGGUCAACGACCGCGACGACAAGAUCGACAAGGCGUGCGAGGUCAUUGAGCACAGUCUCACGAUCCUCGGCGCGACGGCCCUGGAGGACAAGCUGCAGGAGGGUGUGCCCGACGCCAUCGCCAUGCUGCACCAGGCUGGCAUUAAGCUCUGGAUCUUGACGGGUGACAAACUGCAAACGGCCAUCGAGAUCGGCUACUCGUGCAACCUGCUCACGAAUGACAUGGAGGUGAUGAUCAUCUCAGCCGACUCACCAGAAGGAGCACGAGCACAAAUCGAAGGCGGCUUGAACAAGAUUGCGUCGACACUCGGCCCUCCUCCCACCAAGGGCGCGGGCAAGAUUUACACUGCGGGCAUGAACCCCGCGGCUGAGUUUGCCGUGGUCAUCGACGGAGAGAGCUUGAGAUACGCGUUGGAUCCCGCUCUCAAGCCUCUGUUCCUUUCGCUUGGGACGCAGUGUGCGGCAGUCAUCUGCUGCCGUGUAUCGCCGGCCCAAAAGGCCCAGACCGUCAAGCUUGUUAAGGAUGGCUGCAACGCGAUGACGCUGAGCAUCGGUGACGGCGCCAACGACGUGGCCAUGAUCCAGGAGGCUAACGUCGGCGUCGGGUUGUUCGGCCUCGAGGGCUCGCAAGCGGCAAUGUCGGCUGACUACGCCUUUGGACAGUUCCGAUUCCUCACACGGCUGCUGCUGGUCCAUGGACGCUGGUCGUAUGUCCGCGUGGCCGACAUGCACGCCAACUUCUUCUACAAGAACGUUAUCUGGACGUUGGCCAUGUUCUGGUUCCUCAUCUUCAACUCGUUUGACGCGACGUACCUGUUCGAGUACACUUUCGUGCUGCUCUACAACCUCAUCUUCACAUCGUUGCCCGUCGGCAUUCUCGGCGCAUUUGACCAGGACACAAAUGCCGUGUGCUCGAUGGCGUUCCCGCAACUGUACCAGAGAGGAAUCAAGGGCUUGGACUACACAAGACUCCGAUUCUGGCUGUACAUGCUGGAUGGGCUGUACCAGUCGGCGAUCAUAUUCUUCAUUCCGUUCUUCAUUUACGGGGACGGCACCACAUGGUCGUGGAGCGGUCGCGACACGAACGACUUGUACGACCUGUCGUCCGCGAUUGCGGCGUCUGGUGUCUUUGCAGCCAACCUGUACGUCGGCAUCAACACGCGGUACUGGACCUUCAUCCCGUGGAUCGUCAUUCCAGUCUCCACACUCGCCGUCUUCGUCUGGAUCGCCGUGUACUCGUACAUGGCCAAUUUGGCGUACUACGCUGUCGUCUCGAUCAUCUUCCCAACGUUCACGUUCUGGGCCACCGUCUUGUUCACCGUCAUGGUCGCUGUUGCGCCACACUGGCUCCUCCGUGCGAUCAAGCAAUCCUACUUCCCCAUCGACAAGGACAUCAUCCGUGAGGCCUGGGUCGGCGGCGACCUCAAAGACCAGCUCGGUGUACCGCACCGCAAGCGCCGCCGCCGCCUGCACCCUGACAUCGAGGGGGCAGCCUACGCGUACAAGCCGCGCCCCACUCCUGUCGAGACACGCCUCGACAGCCCCACCCGCCCCUCCGAGCCGCUGCUGCAUGAGCGUGCGCCCAACACGGACUCCGGUGGCCCCCCGACGCCAACGAGCCCCACGCCGCGCCCCGACGCCGCGUGGCCCAACACGCUGGCCUCACAGGCAUGGCCGCAAGCCCAGGCCCAGGCCUACGAUGCCACCCCCUGGAACGCCGAGUCCCAGCGCUGGCACGACACUCCUUCCUCUGGACAUUCUCCCGCUGACCGGCUCUCACCCGCCGAGCGCUCGCCGGCCGAGCGCCAGGCCCCCUUGUCCUCCCAACCACAACGCCGCCAGCCGCCCACAGCCUGGGGUAACCCCGACUUCACGGCUAACACUGCGUGGCAGAACCGCCCGCCCUCCGAGUUUGACGAGAACUACGCGGGGCGCGCCGUGUAAUGUACCUGUACACUAUGCAUAGAUGCUGGACUUUGUUACUGGGAUGCGGGGUAUGCAUGGGAUCGUGGAC
Messenger RNA from Cutaneotrichosporon oleaginosum, 5062 nucleotides. RefSeq lists its product as uncharacterized. Gene Ontology annotation, cellular component: plasma membrane; trans-Golgi network. The record is from RefSeq and is a predicted model, not a curated record. Gene Ontology annotation, molecular function: ATP binding; ATPase-coupled intramembrane lipid carrier activity; ATP hydrolysis activity. Lineage: Eukaryota; Fungi; Basidiomycota; Tremellomycetes; Trichosporonales; Trichosporonaceae. Gene Ontology annotation, biological process: phospholipid translocation.